Messenger RNA from Actinia tenebrosa (Australian red waratah sea anemone), 1090 nucleotides. RefSeq lists its product as uncharacterized. NCBI's taxonomy places the organism in Eukaryota, Metazoa, Cnidaria, Anthozoa, Actiniaria, Actiniidae. The record is from RefSeq and is a predicted model, not a curated record.
CAAAUUAAGAAAACGAGUGAACGUCAUACAUAUACAAAGCAACCGUUGCAUCAGGAAGACAAAGAACCAAUAAAUUGCAAUAUUUCAAAGGUUGGCGUUCCGUGCCAAACUCCUCCAUUCACGGUUAAUAUGUGCGUGCCCCWUCCUCCAGUUAUCUCUUAUGCCUUCAAUAGUACGUACUUGUCCAGUAACCUCACCAUGGUAACGGGAUAUUUCAAUAUCGGUUCAUUUCAAAAAGGAGACAAUCAGUAUUUUACCAACGACCUGUUCAAGGGAUGGAUGAAAAGGCUGUCAAAAAUACGCAACUUUAUGGUGAUAUUUGUGGAGGAUAACAUAACCGAUGCGAUAUUCAGGGAACAGAGAUCUCAUCUUCCUUCUAGCUUUACAAAAAUAAUACAUAUCACAAGAUAUGACCUUUGGGGGUUCCAGAUAGAAAAUAUUACAAAAAAGAUUUACGAAGCUCCAUGCUAUCCUAAGUUCCAUCCAAACACAGUUAUAGCUUCGUAUUCCUGUGUUAUGCAUGUUAAGUAUGAUUUUAUGAGAAUAGCGGUGCAGAAAAAUUACUUCCAAACUAAAUAUUUUAGUUGGAUUGAUAUUGGAUACUUUAGAGACGAACCGUUGAACGGCCCACCGUUCUCGCUUGGUCUUCCAAAAAAAUUCAAUGAAGAAAGAGUAGCGUAUACCGAGGUAUACUCAUGGCAAACCAACGUGAAUUGCAAAGAUAUUGUCUUCAAGAACUUAGUUUGGGUAGGGGGAGGGUAUUUUGUCGGUAGAGGUGACGUCAUGCUUGCAUGGGUGACGCAAUACCAGUCUUACGUGUACAAUAUGUUACAUUCUGGAUUGAUGAGUACGGAUCAACAGGUGAUAUACUGUAUGUUUAAUACAAGGCCACAACCUUCUAGUGUUAAGAUACAAGUGUACAAUGCACAGGAGAAGUACCAUGACUGGUUUACACUGGGAUAUCUCAGUAAGAGGAACAGGUGACCUAGCUUAACAUGUCACGUAAUAGUCUUCCGCCAUCUUAGUUAUAGAUAACAAAUGCAAACAUCAUUAAUAGACCACUUGCAUGUGACGUAAAAGGAGCUCAAUC